ACAGGAUCCUUCCAACCAAAAAUGUGGAAGGAAGAAAACUGUGUCCUUCAGCAGCAUGCCAUCCGAGAAGAAAAUAAGCAGUGCUAGUGACUGUAUCAGCUUUAUGCAGGCUGGGUGUGAACUGAAGAAAGUCCGUCCAAAUUCCCGCAUUUAUAAUCGUUUUUUUACUCUAGACACUGACUUGCAAGCUCUUCGCUGGGAACCUUCCAAGAAAGACCCUGACAAGGCUAAGCUUGAUAUUUCUGCUGUAAAAGAGAUAAGACUAGGGAAGAACACUGAAACAUUCAGGAACAAUGGACUUGCAGACCAGAUUAGUGAAGACUGUGCAUUCUCUGUAAUUCAUGGGGAGAACUAUGAGUCUCUUGACCUGGUUGCCAAUUCAGCUGAUGUGGCCAACAUUUGGGUGUCAGGUUUACGUUACCUGGUUUCUCGUAGCAAACAACCUCUGGAUUUAAUGGAAAACAGCCAGAAUACCCCACGGUUUGUGUGGCUAAAAACUGUAUUUGAAGCUGCAGAUGUUGAUGGUAAUGGCAUAAUGUUAGAAGAUACAUCUGUAGAGUUAAUCAAACAGCUUAAUCCUACCCUAAAGGAAUCAAAGAUUAGGUUAAAAUUUAAGGAAAUCCAGAAAAGCAAAGAAAAACUAACAACCCGAGUAACUAAAGAGGAGUUUUGUGAAGCAUUCAGCGAACUUUGCACAAGACCUGAAGUUUAUUUCUUACUAGUGCAGAUAUCUAAAAACAAAGAAUAUUUGGAUGCUAAUGACCUCAUGCUUUUUUUAGAAGCUGAGCAAGGAGUUGCUCAUAUAACUGAAGAAAUGUGUCUAGACAUUAUCCGCAGGUAUGAACUUUCUCAAGAAGGACGGUUGAAGGGAUUUCUUGCAAUUGAUGGAUUUACUCAGUAUUUGGUGUCCCCAGAAUGUGAUAUUUUUGACCCUGAGCACAGAAAAGUUGUCCAGGAUAUGACUCAGCCUUUAUCACAUUAUUAUAUCAAUGCAUCUCACAAUACCUAUCUAAUAGAAGACCAAUUUAGAGGACCAGCUGAUAUCAAUGGUUAUGUCAGGGCUUUAAAAAUGAAUUGUAGGAGUAUUGAACUUGAUGUUUGUGAUGGUCCAGAUAAUGAGCCCAUCAUUUGUAACCGUAAUAGCAUGACAUCACCACUUGCCUUUCGAAAUGUUAUUGAGGUAAUAAACAAAUUAGCCUUCAUUACUUCAGAGUAUCCUCUCAUUCUCUGCUUGGGUAACCACUGCUCAAUACAACAACAGAAAGUAAUGGUUCAACACAUGAAGAAGAUUUUUGGAAACAAACUCUACACAGAAGCACCUUUACCAUCAGAAGCCUACCUUCCAUCACCUGAGAAACUGAAAAUGAAGAUCAUUGUGAAAGGGAAGAAGCUCCCCUCUGACCAGGAUUUAUUAGAAGGAGAAGUCACUGAUGAAGAUGAAGAGGCUGAAAUAUCUCGAAGAAUGUCUGAAGAUUAUGUGAAUGACCCAAGGCUGAUCUGGCUGUGCAGAGAGUUGUCUGAUUUGGUAUCGAUAUGCAAGUCUGUCCAGUACAAAGAUUUUGUGGUAUCUAUGAAAAGUCAGAAUUAUUGGGAAAUCUGCUCUUUCAGUGAGGCAGAGGCCAGUAGAAUUGCAAAUGAGUAUCCAGAGGACUUCGUCAAUUACAACAAGAAAUUUUUGUCUAGGAUAUACCCAAGUGCUAUGAGGAUAGACUCUAGUAACUUAAAUCCCCAAGAUUUUUGGAAUUGUGGUUGUCAGAUAGUGGCAAUGAACUAUCAGACUCCAGGCCCAAUGAUGGAUUUACAUACUGGCUGGUUUUUACAGAAUGGGGGAUGUGGCUAUGUCCUUAGACCUUCUGUUAUGCGUGAUACAGUAUCUUACUUUAGUGCAAAUACAAAGGGCAUCGUUCCAGGGGUCUCUCCUCAAGUUCUACAUGUCAAAAUUAUCAGUGGUCAGAACUUUCCAAAGCCCAAGGGAGCUUGUGCAAAAGGGGAUGUCAUAGACCCAUAUGUUUGCAUAGAAAUUCAUGGAAUUCCUGCAGACUGUGCAGAACAAAGAACUAAAACUGUUCAGCAAAACAGUGACAAUCCUAUUUUUGAUGAAAGCUUUGAGUUCCAAAUAAAUCUACCAGAACUUGCCAUGAUCCGUUUUGUUGUUUUGGAUGAUGACUAUAUUGGUGAUGAGUUUAUAGGCCAGUAUACCAUACCACUUGAAUGUUUACAGCCUGGAUAUCGACAUAUACCCUUGCGCUGCUUUGUUGGAGAUAUCAUGGAGCAUGUUACACUUUUUGUUCACAUUGCAAUAACUAAUCGAAGUGGAGGAGGAAAAGCACAAAAGCGCAGUCUGUCGGUGAGAAUAGGAAAGAAAGGAAGCGAGUAUACCAUGCUGAGGAACACAAGCCUUAAGAUUAUAGAUGAUAUCUUUAAACUAGCAGUGCAUCCAUUACGAGAGGCCACUGACAUGAGGGAAAACAUGCAGAAUGCAAUUGUGUCUGUUAAGGAGCUUUGUGGACUCCCUCCAAUCGCCAGUCUGAAGCAGUGCAUCUUGACUUUGUCCUCACGGCUCAUAAACAGCGACAAUACUCCCUCUGCCACUGUCUAUAUGAAAGAUACAUUCCCUUACCUGGAGCCUCUGGGGACCAUGCCUGAUGUGCAGAAAAAGCUUAUGGCUGCAUACGAUCUGAUGAUUCAGGAGAGCAGGUUUCUUAUUGAAACAGCAGACACCGUUCAUGACAAGAUUGUUCAGUGUCAGAAAGCAGGCAUGGAAUUCCAUGAAGAACUUCAUAACCUUGGGGCAAAGGAAGGUUUGAAAGGAAGAAAACUAAGCAAAGCCAUUGAAAGUUUUGCAUGGAAUAUCACUGUGCUGAAGGGACAAGGAGAUCUGUUGAAGAAUGCCAAGAAUGAAGCCAUAGAGAAUAUGAAGCAGAUCCAACUGGCCUGCUUGUCAUGUGGACUGAGCAAAACUGGAAGUGGAAACAUGGAUGCAAAAUCUAAACGAUGCCUUGAGGCAAUAGAGGAGAAGGAUACUGGGGAUGAGAACGGCAGGCUGUGAGAGAAGGCAGAGCUGUCAUAUUUGUCAUAUAUUUCAAUAACUUUAAACUAUUUUUUUAAAGCAUUUAAAAUUUCACACAGGAAUGCCUUCUUGUAGGGUGUUGGAAGUAUUAAAUUCCUCACAAUGUCAGUAUUUUAAUGCAGUUAAUUUAUCUAAGUUAAACUCUUUAGUAGUGAAAUUUCUAAUAAAUCCAAGGAGUGGGUGGGGAGUGUGAAUGAGAGAGAAAGCGUGUGUGUGGAAUCCUAGAAAAGCCCGUUUAAGAGUUGCUUUAUCCAUUUACUAAUUUAUUCUUUUGUCAUCUUUGAACAGACAUGUUAAUUCUGAAGAUCAAAACAAAUAGAAUACUUAUUGUAUCAAUUUUGUGCUUCGUUUGACUUUCCUGCCUUUGUCAUUUAAUUUACAACUUUUAAUAUAUUCUGUUUAAAUUAAACAAAACAGAUUUCACUAACAAAUAACCAUUUGUUGUAAGGGUGAAAUUAAUGGAUUGCUACAAAUCCUCAACAUCAUUUUUAAUGAUCAAUGAAAAAUAAGUAAAUGAAAUAUUAAACAGAAUUUCUAGAUAGUUCCUGAUUGGAUUUCAGAUGGACAUUUCAUAGAAUUUUAGCUAGUCUUUGAAAUACAUGCGUCUGAAAUACAUUCAGAUAAUACAUAGUAAUGUAAGAAAUAGCGAACUUCUUUCAUUCAAGAAGGUCAGUGCAACAUUUUAGCUCAGCAGAAUGGCUGCGAUCUUUGCAGAAAUGCAUUUAACUUGUGUAAUAAUAAACACAGCUUCUGCCCUCUAGUUAUGAAGUGAGAAUUGUGAGCAUUCAUCAAUGAUAAAAUAACAUGACAGUGAUCUUCAGUAAUUCUGAAAUAUUAAUGAAUGCCAAUAUUUGAAGGAAGGUUAUAGACUUCACAAACUGUGAGCUUUGUAUGACAUUUAGAGAAUGGGUUAAUUUCUUCUUGCCUUACUCAUACCAGUGAUCCUACUUAAGUCCGGUGAGUAAAGUAAGCAGGAUUUGGCCACAGUGUGUCAGUUUUAAGAAGUAUGCCCUGCUAGAGAUUUGAAGUAAGACUGCAGAAUUGCUGAAGAUGUAGCAUAGAGAAAUGGCUUGAAAAAACAGGGUACCAGCAUUCUUGUGCAGCAAUUAUAAAUGUCAUGCCACAACAAAUCCUUAUGGUAGUUUUGAGAAUUAAUUCCAUUAUGUUACUGUACUGUCAUUUAAUGUACACAGAAGAGAUGCAGGACAACAAAUGAAUCCUUAUCCUGUCAUCCUUAAUAGGGUCCUGCUCAUGUAUUCUCAUGGUGUUCAUUUCAGUCUUUUCAGUAUUGUGCUUAAGUGUAGUAUUUGUGUUACCUUUAACAGAACUCAGUGUUCUAUGGUUAUAAAAGACUAUAUUUAUUUAAAGCAUUGCUUUUAUUUUGAAAAGCUACUUUUUAAAUUAAUUUGAUUAACAAAUGUGCUAAUUUUCUGAACUUAACAAAAGGUAAAUUGUUGGAAGUUUGGCCGUCUGAAAAUCUUAUAUAGCUCCUGUGUUAAGUUAUUUUUGACUUCUUAAUAACACUAUUAUGUUCAUGUUGCACAUUACUGAGAGAGUAAAGCUAUGAAACAACUGUAACCCAUGUUUUUAAGUGAUUUUACACAGAAGGCAAACACUGAAAACUGAUUAAGAGCAUGUGUUAGAAUUUGGGUGAGCUGUACAUAAGGUUCUGUCCUGUCUUGAAGCCCAUUAUUUAAAGGAUUAUAACUCAGUUGCCUGAAACUUGAUUAUAUACAGUAAGAACCAGGUAUUGUUUCCCCCACACACACACGCACACUAUGUUAACCAGUCAUUUAGGUCUUUGAUUUGUGUAUAUAUAUAUUUGUAUUAUAGUUUCCUUGUGUGACUUCAGGUGGGAGUUUCUUUUGGGUGCCAGUCAAGGAAUAAAUAACCCCUGCCCAAAUUAAUGUAUUAAGCAUGCAUGGACAAAUUCUUCCUUUAGAUUCUGUUUUAUCAAUUUCAACAGGAAUUAUGUAUAUGGCAAACAGAACUUGGCGCUCAGAGGUUAGUAUCCAAUGGAACAAAAACUGUUAAGCUAACUUUAUGCCAGUUAUGAACACAAAUUAUUUUAGGAAUGAUCUAUGUAAUGGGAAGGGUUUCUUUGGAAGAGAACUCUGUUCCCUGUGCUAUUUUCUUUUAAAAUGAAAACAGCCUUAAUUUUUUUCACUUUGCAAGUCAAUUUGAUACUCCUUCAAGAACUGAAAUUUUUUCUCGCUCUCUGGUUUUAUAAAUUGCCUGGGUGGUAAAAUAUAGACAAGAGCUUGAUUUACAAGUUGAAGUUGGCAAAAGCAGGCACUAUACAACAAUGUUGAACUCCCUCUAUACAGAUGGGGCGGGGACAGAAGAUUGUUGGAAAGGCCUCUAAUCACAUGUACAUCCAUCUUUCAUAACAGUUUUAGGGUGCAUAAAGUGUAUUGGAAAUUAAAGAACAAAUCUUAAACCCCGCUCAAGUAGCCAGGCUGGGUGCUGGGCAGAGGGUGCUGGGAAAGAGAAAUCCUCCCACUGCUUUAGGAUGUAGAACAGUUGGGGAGCUGCCUCACAUGGCUGGAGUAGCCUCCAUGCUCCCUCUCCCAUAGGUACAGGACCAAGAGAUUAAUCCCCAGGCCUGCCCAGGCUCUUCUCUCAUCUGCCUCUGCUCAUUAAUUUAUCCUCUUAAAAGCUUUAUGUGCCAUGCAGUGUAAUAAAAACUCUUCCUUGGAGAAAGGGACGUGGAGGGAUCAUGCCCAGCCUAACCAGCAGCAAUACAAAUGAGACAAGCUUUCUAAAGAAGAGCUCUGUGUAAACUCAAAAGCUCGUCUCUCUCACCAACAGAAGUUGGUCCAAUAAAAGAUAUGACCUCACCCACCUUGUCUCUCUAAUAUACUAAGGAUAGUAAUGCAUCAAUAUGUACAAUUAGUUCUGGCUAUUAUGUAAAAUCGCAGUCUAUAGUUCAUCCAAAACUGUUGGUGGAUGCACAUCUGCUAGUGCAUUCUGGUGCUGAGAUUGCAGUCUCUCUCUCUCUCUCUCUCUCUCUCUUUUUAAUCAAAAUAAAUUUUUACCAAAUUUUCACACACCUGUUGCCCUACUCCUGGGCUCAGCCAAUGGAAAUAAACAUGUGCCUUCAUCACAUGAGGUCAGGUUAACAUUAAAGACAGCCUUACAUGACUUUUUUCGAUAUUAUUUGCCCAUGGUUUUUAUGCUAUUUUAAAUAAUCUUACAGCUUCCAAAUACAAAUGCAUCUCAGGCCAAAUGUCAGAUCCUUGCAUGUCCCUCCUUUUUUAGUCUCAUUUCCCUAAAUAUAGUCAUCAGAUAACUGCAUGCACAGCGAGAGCUUGCCUGUAUAAUAACCCAUCUUUUCGUUUUAUCCCUUCAGACUAAAACAUUAGGUCAUAACCUCCUUGGAUUCCAUCCCAUUCCCAGAGCAAUAGACAAUGUCAUCACUCAAGACACUGAAAGCUAAAAUGUUUUAUAAAAGAAGCUGAAGGCAGAGGUUAUGGAGGAGAGCGCUCUUCUUCACCAGUGCUUAUUUUAGAUAUGGUGAUGGUACCAUAUCUUACUGUUACAGACAUGUACAAUAGACCUACCACAAGAUGUCACAACUGUAAUUAACUUGUCACUACUAUAUCUCAGUCUUAUUUCUUGUAAAAUUAGGCAUAUAGGAGGAACGAAUAAUAGCAAAGAAUGAAAACUUGUCUAGGUACUUGGGCACUAACGGUGGUAUAAUCGCUUCAUGCACCAGACUUUCACUUCUGGAGAUCUUGCUUUUUAUUUCUUAGGAGAAAUGAGAAAUAAAUGUGAGAGGGAAAAACAUUAUGAAUGGAAUGACUGUGACUAUAUCUCCUAACCAAUCUGCAGCUAGUCAAAAUUCUCUGUUUAGGAGGUGCCUGACUGGAAAAGCAGAUGAGUGUGAGCAGUCAGAAUACAAGUCUGUUGAAAGAGUUAUGUGGGGAAAUUGUACAGUCCAUCAGCCGGACUCAUAGUUUUGAAAAACUACGAAGGUUUACUUCUACACUGAAAAGUGACUAUAGCACCUUGUGACUGAACAGCGCUGCUCGCUGUGAUUAUUCAGCAUCAUAUCUGCCAUCUUUACUGACUAAAAUAACAUUUUACUACCUAGUGUUAGCCCAGCAGAGACAAAAUAGCUAUGGGGGAGUGAGCUGGAUUGUCUCUGGCUUAUGGAUCUUUAAUAAAAUUGUUAAUUAAACUCCAACUGCAGGGCAAAAUACUGUCCACAGUUAGACUGUUCAACCCCAUUGAAAACAAUUAAUUUGGCCAGCAGAAUUUUUAUUGCUGGUGAUGAUUCACGAGAUGAAGACUACAGCCUGACUCUGCAGGGCUGACAGCCCUGGAACAAAACCCAUCUUUUUACUUGUGAACUAAGCAAAUUGAAAGUGGAAGUCCUUGAGAUACAGUAACUGCACUGGAUGUGAACCUGGGUAAAUUAGAAGCACACUUUGGACUCAAUUUAUUGAAUGAAGGAAAUAAUCAUUUUAAAUAGAGCUGAGUAAAUAAUUCAUAAGAAAUACGGACAAAUUUCAUUUUUUGUGACUUGUCAAAACACAGACCAUUGUUUUCUCCCAUUUGUUACUUGGAAUUCUCUCCCUAAUAAUUUCUGAUCUGUAUCCUAUUCACAAGCAGUUAGAUGAGAGUAGUCAAUGUUCAAUAGUCAACUUUAAUUGAAGGUGAAGAUGACACAGUAGGUUUAUCUUUCCUGAUUGGAUGAAUGUAACUCUUAACAUGAAGUUUCGGGUGUGCACACUUGUGGUUAGAAAUGUGAAGUUCACAGUCAGUGAAUAUUCUGCCAUAUUUCUUUAAAAUAAACUUCUUUGGCAAACA
Chrysemys picta bellii (western painted turtle) is the source of this 7885-nucleotide messenger RNA. NCBI's taxonomy places the organism in Eukaryota, Metazoa, Chordata, Testudines, Emydidae. The record is from RefSeq and is a predicted model, not a curated record.